AUCCUUUUCAAGGGACAAAUUCCUGAGUCUGGCAAGAGUGGUCGAUACUCGAUAUUACGGUACCACAUGGUAACGGAGGUAAAAUGGCGUUAAAUGUUCCUUGUGUCGCUGUAAGAGGUUCCAUUGGAAUCAGCUUAGGACAAGGCCCACCAUCGUAUGAACCAGUAAAAUCAUUUCCUAAAGAUGAUAGUAAAACAUGUAAAGCAAUGGCUUUUAGCCCAGAAGGACGUUAUUUUGCAUGGAUCAAUGGAAUGACUGCCAAGAUUUUACAUUGUUCUACAUGGAAAAUUAUUACAGAAAUCAAAAGGCCCAAAAUUUCUGCAAUUCAAUUCUCCACUCGAAGCACAUAUUUUAUGACAUGGGAACCAUUCAUUGCAACAACAUCAAAUCCUCAAGGAAUAGCAAAUCUUCAUAUAUGGAAAUCAGAGACUGGAGAACUGGUGAAGAGUUUUAUACAGAAAAAACAAUCAGAUUGGGAACCUCAAUGGACAAGUGAUGAAAAAGUCUGUGGGAUGUUAGUUGGUGCAGAUGUCAUUCUAUAUGAAGAUGUGAAUUUUAAUAAGAUUAUGUACAGAAUAAAUGUAGCCAAAGUUGCUAAAUUUAGUAUAUCACCAAGUAAUACUCCAUACUAUAUUCUCUGUUAUAUGCCGGGAAAAUCGGAUCAACCUUCAUUUGGGAGACUAUUUCAAUAUCCAAAGUUUGAGUCCACACAAGCUUUAGCAAAUAAAAGUUUUUUUCAGGCGGACAGAGUAAACAUUUAUUGGAAUAAUAAUGGAACAAAUGUCUUAUUAAUGACAAGUACAGAAGUUGAUAAAACAGGUGCUUCAUAUUAUGGAAAACAGACUUUACACUAUCUUAGUACAAAAGGAGAAACUGCUUUGGUUAUGCUUAGUAAUAAAGGUCCCAUACAUGCUGUUCAGUGGUCUCCUAAAAAUAAUGAAUUCUGUGUUGUAUAUGAUUUUAUGCCAGCUAAAGCCACAUUAUUUAAUCUUAAAUGUGAACCAAUAUUUGAGUUUGGUUCUCUGCAUCGAAAUAGCAUUUAUUACAAUCCUCAGGGGAAUAUUCUAAUUUUGACUGGAUUUGGCAACCUCCGUGGUGGUAUCGAAUUAUGGGAUGUUGGUAACAGAAAAUUAAUUGCAAAAACUGAAGCUCCUGAUACAACACUUCUUCAAUGGUCGCCAGAUGGAGAACAUUUUAUGACUGCAACUACUGCACCUAGGCUUCGAAUGGGCAAUGGUUUUAAGAUUUGGCAUUAUACUGGAACUUUAUUAUAUGAGCGACCAUGGAAUGAACAAGAAGAACUUUGGGAAGUUUUAUGGCAAACUUUUUCACCAGGAACAUUUCCAGAGAAACCAAUUAGUUAUAAAGCUGUUGAAGGAAUUGCUCCUAGUCAACCACAAGCAUCAAAACAAGUAUAUCGACCACCUUCUGCAAGAGGAGAAACUAUUUCUUUUAAAUUGCGCGAUGAUGAAAUGUUCAAAGAUAAAAAAAAAACUCCAAAAUCUACAACAAAAGCAAAGAAAAAGACAAAGAAAACUACAAAGGAAUCAGAAGCACUUGCAUCUUCUCAAUCAAAUAAUCCAAGUACAAAUGGACAAGUUACUACAAGUACUGAAACUCAGAAUUUAACUACAAAUGUUCCUGAAUGUGAUAAUUUGGAAAGGAGUAAGAAAAUUAAAAAAAUUAAAAGUAAAUUAGAGCAGAUUUCAAAAUUAAAGGAACUGCUAGUAGCUGGGAAGCAAUUAGAAAUCAAUCAAUUAGAUAAGAUCAAGAAAGAAGCUGAUUUAAUGAAAGAACUCGAAGAACUUGCUUUAUGAUGAACAUUUCAAAUUGCGGAUAUGUAUGGUUUUUAAAAAAAAUCUAAAUAUUUCUUUUAAAAAUGGAAAAUGAUCUCGGUCUCUCACAUACGAUAUUACAUACGUACAGAAGUUACGUUUGGCUGUACAUAAAAUUUUCAUUAUCUGAAGAGGAGAUAGUGGGAACAAAUUAAAUUUUGAAAGUGCAUUGAAUAGGUUUCCACGUCAUUAAAGUUAUUAAAAUUUAAAAUAUAAAUUCUUUUUUUAAGCGAUGAUAAUGAAAUUAAAAUGGUCCAUCGCUAUAUCUUUUUUGAUAGUUAGAAAUGAAAAUAUUUUUUUUCUUCAUUCUAAUAUUUCUAAAUAGCACUGAAGAAUAUUACAACAGUCCAAUAACGACCAAGCUUCCUUAUCGUAUAGUCCUGUAUAAGAAUGUUGCAUUAUAAAAAACUUACCCUUUCUGGUAUUACAUUUGAUAAAUAAAAGUUAUACUGGAUAAAUCGCGUUAUCUUGAAAUUCAAUUUUUUGAAAAAGUUGACUUUUAAUAGAUUACGCGAUUUACUCAUACAUAUAAAGAGCAUAAUGUGAUGGAAAUAAUAUAACUAUAAAAUCGAAUGCAUAUAAAAUUUGUUCUUGGAGACAGAUGCUGUCAUUGCAAUUUUUAUGUUUAUAAAUUAUUCCACACUUAUUCUAUUUUUGUUUUAUCAAUUUUUUCAUGAAAAUUUAGCGAGGGUUAAAAAUAGACAUAUCAUUUUGUGAUUUCAUAAUUAUCAAAGUCAUUUCAUGAAUAUUUUCUGAACUUUUCGUUCUUAUAUAUAUUUUUGUUUUGUGCCUUGCAUUAUGUUUAAGAUUCAGAUUUUAUAUUUUUCUUGCUGUCAAGGAUUAUAAGACUGGUCAGAUUAAAGUACUAUUACGUGGCACAGUGUAAUAAAUAAAUAAAAAAACUGCCAAAAAAUUACCAACUAUAUUCCACGACUAAAGGAACAUUUUUAAGUAAUAAAGAAAAUUUAGCUUUUUCAAUUAGUUAAUUUUUUAAAGUACUGUUCUUCAAUAAUGUUCAAAGUUGCCCUUGCUUAUUUUACAGAUUGUCGUAUAAAUUUUAACAACAAUCUGUGUUUUGUAACAAGGAUAGUUGUUGUAUUGUUUUAAUUUAAUAUUUACUGAUAUUGAGAUUUUUAGGUUUAUUUGAACAAAUAAAUUUGUACAAUAUAAAUUGUACAAAUUAAGAGGAAAAUAAAUUUUUUACCUCAUUUCUAUUUUGACAUUAAUAAUUAAAAAAACUUAAAUGCAAUUGGAAAAAUCUAGUAAAAAAUAUGACUAAAAUUCAUUAAAUUAUAAUUGUGAAAAUUAUGUAUCAUUACUUCUGACAUAUACAUUCUAUCAUAUACAUAUAAAUUAUGAAUGAUGAGUGAUGGGUUUAUCAUAAAUUGAAUUACAUAAAAAAAAUCACAAUGGCCAAUGUUGUGUAUACUUACAUGAAAUUUAUGAAAAUAAAUUAUUAAAAACAAAAAUGUCAA
Apis laboriosa (Himalayan honeybee) is the source of this 3310-nucleotide messenger RNA. RefSeq names its product eukaryotic translation initiation factor 2A (gene eIF2A). Gene Ontology annotation, biological process: translational initiation. Bases 84 to 1817 code for a protein of 577 amino acids. The record is from RefSeq and is a predicted model, not a curated record. The transcript has 12 exons. NCBI's taxonomy places the organism in Eukaryota, Metazoa, Arthropoda, Insecta, Hymenoptera, Apidae. Gene Ontology annotation, cellular component: cytosolic small ribosomal subunit. Gene Ontology annotation, molecular function: protein binding; ribosome binding; mRNA binding.